AUGGUGUGCCGGUCCAAUAAAAGUCCGUGGGUCUGUCUGACGUGCUCGAGUGUCCAUUGUGGAAGAUAUGUGAAUGGCCAUGCAAAAAAGCAUUAUGAAGACGCACAGAUUCCUAUGACCAAUCAUAAGAAAGCAGAAAAACAAGAGAAAGUUCAACAUACUGUGUGUAUGGAUUGCAGUAGUUACAGUACAUACUGUUAUCGCUGUGAUGAUUUUGUAGUCAAUGAUACCAAGCUGGGCCUGGUACAGAAGGUCAGAGAGCACCUACAGAACUUGGAAAAUUCAGCCUUUACAUCAGACAGACAUAGGAAGAGAAAACUAUUGGAAAACUCAUCUCUGAACAGCAAGUUAUUAAAAGUAAAUGGAAGCACCACUGCCCUCUGUGCCACAGGCCUUCGGAAUCUUGGGAAUACAUGUUUCAUGAACGCAAUCCUGCAGUCGCUUAGUAACAUUCAACAGUUUUGCUGUUACUUCAAAGAGCUGCCUGCUGUGGAGCUGAGGAAUGGGAAGACAGCAGGCAGGCGGACUUACCAUACCAGGAGCCAGGGGGAUAACAAUGUUUCAUUGGUGGAAGAAUUCCGAAAGACACUCUGUGCUUUAUGGCAAGGAAAUCAAACUGCGUUUAGUCCAGAGUCUUUAUUUUACGUUGUUUGGAAAAUCAUGCCAAAUUUCAGGGGAUACCAGCAACAAGAUGCCCACGAGUUCAUGCGUUACCUGCUAGACCAUCUACACCUGGAACUCCAGGGCGGCUUCAACGGUGUUUCACGUUCAGUCAUUUUGCAAGAAAAUUCUGGUCUGUCUGCAAGCAACAAAUGUUGUGUAAAUGGAGCGUCUACUGUGGUCACAGCAAUUUUUGGAGGCAUCCUUCAAAAUGAAGUCAACUGCCUAAUAUGCGGGACUGAAUCUAGAAAGUUUGACCCAUUCCUAGACCUUUCACUGGAUAUUCCAAAUCAGUUCAGAAAUAAACGUACUAAAAAUCAAGAAAGUGGACCAAUGUGCACACUACGAGACUGUCUUCGCAGUUUUACAGACCUGGAAGAACUUGAUGAGACAGAGCUCUAUAUGUGUCACAAAUGCAAAAAGAAACAGAAGUCCACCAAAAAAUUCUGGAUUCAGAAACUACCAAAGGUGCUAUGCUUACACUUGAAGCGAUUUCACUGGACGGCAUAUCUGAGAAACAAGGUUGAUACUUACGUGGAGUUUCCCUUACGAGGCCUAGACAUGAAAUGCUACUUGUUAGAGCCCGAGAACAGCGGCCCCGAAAGCUGCCUGUACGACCUCGUGGCUGUUGUGGUGCAUCAUGGUUCAGGCGUGGGCUCUGGACAUUACACCGCAUACGCAGCUCAUGAAGGCCGUUGGUUCCAUUUCAACGACAGUACUGUAACUUUGACCGACGAGGAGACUGUGGUAAAGGCCAAGGCCUACAUCCUCUUCUACGUGGAACGGCAAGCCAAAUCCGGAUCAGAUAAACUUUAAUACCUCCUUCCAAUUCUCACUUACCAAGUCCACCGGACAAAACAUUUCCAUUUUUCCGUAAAUACUUGAUCCAAGACUAUUAAUUUCAUUGUGCACUUUUCAAUUUCCUCUUGUGGGUUUUAGUUUUCUUGUGUCAAUGGUAGCGUUUGACUUAAUGAACUUGGACACAAACUAACUUUUUUUUUAGUUAUACCAGAAAACCUCAGCAGAUUUUGAUUUGCUGCUUUAGUUGUGAUAACUCAAUUUUUAUAUAUAUAGUUUCCUGAAAUACUUAGUUAUUUGACUUUUUUAUAUUAAUGUUUUCAGUUCUCACUUUCUAAAGGCACAUUUACAUCAGAGAAGCUUUCUGUCCUCCUUACAAGCAAGAUAAAUGUGCUUCUCAUUAUGAAGAGCAAUACAACUUCAUGCUGGUCUCACAGCUGUUAUGUAGAUACGAUUUAACCUCUUUAAAUCAAGGAAGUUUUCACAUGUACUAUUUUCCCUCCUGCAAGAAACUAAACAGUGACCUCUGAACAAUCAUUCUUUGUCUGCAGAAG
Molecule: messenger RNA, 2012 nt
Organism: Opisthocomus hoazin
Lineage: Eukaryota; Metazoa; Chordata; Aves; Opisthocomiformes; Opisthocomidae
Source: RefSeq, a predicted model, not a curated record